UCCCACCAUUCCUCUCUCUCUCUCUCUCUCUCUCUAGAUUCCUACUGCUGGCCAGUCAUUGCAUUGAAGUCCCAAUUACAAGAAAUUCAAAAUCCCCACACCUAGAAAACCCUAAAUCGCAAUCAACUCAACAAAUUCACGCGCAGAAUUCGAACAAGUGUAGUUGUUUUUUAUUCUAUAUACAGAAUUCUCCGUCACGUUUGUGCGGUGCCUUGUUCGCUAUUCUGUCCCAUACGCACCAACCACUACUUGUCCCAUUUUCUUGCGUGUCUCGCUAGCAAUCGCAAAUUUUCGACUCUGCCAAAGCUUAUUUAGGGAAGGUGGGGGCUGGGAUUUUCAAGGUUUUUCUGAAUUCUUCCUUUCCAAUUUCAGAAGCCUGCAGGUUUUCCUUUUUGUUGAUUCUAGUUGCUGCUGCAUUCACUUUCACAACAAUGUCAAGUUUGGAGGAGCCUCUUGGUCUUGACAAGCUUCCAGCUUUGAGCAAUAUUGACCAAAUUUAUAGGUUCUCAUCCAGUGCAUGCAGGCCUAUCCCAGAAGAUAUGGGAAUGGGAAACUGCUGGAUUGAAGGGAGAAAUUGCAGCUCAUCUAAUAGCUGCAACGAAGAUUUUGAAGAGUACAAACAAGAGCAUGUUACGCGGAGAAGACAAAAAAGAAACUCGUUCCAGAGGACUUCAAGUCUAGGUAGAGGUUCGGUGGCCUGUGGAAACAUGAGUGAGUUUCACUAUUUAUCCAAUCAUCAGUGUCCAUCCUGCUGUGACAAUGACACCGGGGAAUCAAAAUAUAUGCUUUUCAAGGGUGUACCAAAAUAUGUGAAGAUUGUUGAAGUUGGCCCCAGGGACGGGCUGCAAAAUGAGAAAACAGUUGUCCCAACAUCCGUCAAAAUCAAAUUGAUCCGCAAAUUAGUUUCGUCUGGAUUGGCAGUUGUUGAGGCUACAAGUUUUGUUUCGCCAAAGUGGGUACCUCAGCUGGCAGAUGCAAAGGAUGUGAUGGAAGCAAUUAAGAAUUUGGAAGGAGUUAGAUUGCCUGUUCUGACUCCCAAUCUUAAGGGCUUUGAAGCUGCUGUUGCAGCAGGUGCAAAAGAAGUAGCUGUAUUUGCAUCAGCUUCUGAGUCAUUCUCAAAAUCAAAUAUUAAUUGCAGUAUUGAAGAGAGCUUGGCUCGUUAUCGUGCUGUAACUUCUGCUGCCAAAAAGCUUUCAAUUCCUGUGCGUGGGUAUGUGUCUUGUGUUGUUGGCUGCCCAGUGGAGGGAUAUAUCUCUCCAUCAAAAGUUGCAUAUGUGGCAAAGGAACUUCAUAAUAUGGGCUGUUUUGAGAUCUCUCUUGGAGAUACAGUAGGAGUUGCUACACCAGGUACCGUACUUCCUAUGCUCGAAGCUGUGAUGGCUGUUGUCCCUGUAGAGAAACUUGCAGUUCAUUUCCAUGACACGUAUGGACAGUCUCUACCUAAUAUUCUGUUAUCCCUCCAAAUGGGAAUUAGCACGGUGGAUUCAUCCGUUUCUGGUCUAGGAGGAUGCCCCUAUGCCAAGGGGGCUUCGGGAAAUGUUGCGACUGAGGAUGUGGUGUACAUGCUUAAUGGUCUUGGUGUGAAGACCAAUGUUGACAUGGGCAAGCUCUUGUCAGCAGGCGAGUAUAUCAGCCAGUUUUUGGGGCGUCCAUCGGGCUCCAAGACGGCGAUUGCAAUCAGCCGCAGAGAUUCGAGAGAGGGCUGCUGAAUAAUAUAUUUAGUAGGGUAUAAAAUCAAAUGUAUACUACCAUUUAUAAGACAAGCUAUCCAAUUGUUUGAGACACUACUCUAGUAGUAUUCAAGAUUUUGAUAAGAAAUGAAUGGCAUGUAAUCGAGACCCAUCUCAUAAAUGUAGUGUUAUCAUUAAUAUUUAUCGAGAUGCCAAAGUUAUUCUGGUCU
This is a messenger RNA of Salvia miltiorrhiza (redroot sage), 1900 nucleotides long. RefSeq names its product hydroxymethylglutaryl-CoA lyase, mitochondrial. Bases 432 to 1709 code for a protein of 425 amino acids. Lineage: Eukaryota; Viridiplantae; Streptophyta; Magnoliopsida; Lamiales; Lamiaceae. The transcript has 9 exons. Gene Ontology annotation, molecular function: hydroxymethylglutaryl-CoA lyase activity. The record is from RefSeq and is a predicted model, not a curated record. Gene Ontology annotation, cellular component: mitochondrion. Gene Ontology annotation, biological process: L-leucine catabolic process; ketone body biosynthetic process.